GCCCGGCGUAGUUGGGGUCGCGAGGUCGCAUUCCGCGCGCGGGAAUGCAACCCUGCCGGCCGCGGCUGAUAUCGGUGUGGUGUUGUGCGAUUGGGGAUCUAAAGAGGCCGAAAGGAAGAGAAUGGCAGCGCUGUCUGUCGGGGUAUCUAUAUUUUGUGCGCCGCUGCAAUUUGUUAAAAGGUGAUCAAAGAUGGCUCGCGGUCCUACCCUCCUGCCUUCAAGACCAAGUGGCCACUCGGACGUUAAAAUGCCCGCCGCGCCAACGUCUCACCUCAACCGCGCCGCCCUGGCCGCCGCCCUGGCCGUGGCGGUCGCGGACGCGACGCCGCCGAUGGGGUGGAACAGCUACAACACCUUUGGGUGCUCGCCGUCCGAGGAGCACAUCAAGACGAGCGCGCGCGGGCUCGUCGACCUGGGCUUCCGCGACCUAGGCUACAAGACUGUGACGGUCGACUGCGGCUGGAACGGCCGGGACCGCGACGCGCAGGGCCGCCUGCAGUGGAACGAGACGCGGUUCCCGUCGGGCGGGCGCGCGCUCGGCGACUUUGUGCACGGGCUCGGGCUCCGGUUCGGCCUGUACUCGGGCGCGGGCUACCUCCAGUGCGGCAGCACCGACCUGCCGGCCUCGCUGGGGUUCGAGGAGGUCGACGCCGCGUCCUUUGCCGAGUGGGGAGGGGACUCGCUCAAGUACGACAACUGCUACGCCACCUCCCGCACCGUCAUGGUCGACUCGGACUCGGCCGAGGCCAAGUCCCCCGCGCGCUUCCUCAAGAUGGGCCGCCUGCUCAAGGAGACGGGCCGCGACAUCGCCUACUGGCUCUGCCAGUGGGGCAUCGGCGAGAACGUGCCGGCGUGGGCCGCCGCCACGGGCCAGAGCUGGCGCAUGAGCAACGACAUCUACGAUAGCUGGCGCAGCAUCUGGCGCAUCGUCAACCAGGCCGUCCCGCACGCGCGCCACACCCGGCCCGGCGCCUACGCGGACCUGGACAUGCUCGUGGUCGGGCUGGGCGGCCUGACGCUCGAGGAGGAGCGCUUCCACUUUGGCAUGUGGUCCAUCAUGAAGUCGCCGCUGCACAUCGGCGCCGUCGUCGACCAAGGCCGGACGCGGCCCGCGUCGCUCGACAUCAUGCGCAACAGGGAAGUCAUCGCGCUGAACCAGGACCCGCUGUCGCGGGCGGCCCGCCUGGCGCUGCGCGACACCGAGGGCGAGUGGGACGUCUGGGUCGGCGACCUGUCGGGCGGGAGGAAGGUCGUGGGCGUCGCCAACUGGCGCAACGAGUCGCAGACGGUGCCGCUGGACCUGCCCUUUGUGGGCGUCGCGUCGGCCGCCGCCGCGCGCGACGUCUGGGCCGCCGCCGACCUGGGCGCCGUGGCCGGGACGCGCCAGGUGGCGCUCGCGGCGCACGAGCUGAAGCUGCUGGUGCUGGACGGCAUCGAGGGCGCGCCGGCGCCGUCUUCUAGGGAUGGUGGUGGCGGUGGUGGUGGUGGGCUGUACUACCACCCGGCGACCGCCGCGGCGCUGGGCGGGGGCGCGGUGCUGCGGUCGUGCGCGGGCAGCACGCACGGCUGCGCGCCCGUGGGCCACAAGGUCGGCGACGUGGGUGAGCGCGCGACGGUGCGGUUCGGCAACGUGAGCGUGGCGGCGGGCGGGGCCAAGUACGUCGGGGUCGACUUCAUCAACUACGACUACGCCUUCCAGACGGCCUGGGGCUGGGGCCACAACACGCGCAACAUGACGGUCAGCGUCAACGGCGGGCCGGCAAGGCGCUGGGCGUUUCCGCUCGGCGGUAAUGACUGGUUCGAGACGGGACGGCUCAACAUCCGACUCGACGGCUUCAGGGCUGGCGACAACGAGGUUGAGUUUGCUGGUGUCGCUGGGUCUGGGUUUGCCCCUGACCUUGUUGGGUUUGAGGUGUAUGAGUGAGGGUGGUCACGAAAACGUUCCGGUGUGUGUGUGUGUAUGUUUAUCUGCGUCCGAGGUCCAAGAUAUUUACACAUGUACAUCAUCUCUACUCGCAGUAGCGCCCUAUUUCAG
Molecule: messenger RNA, 2035 nt
Organism: Gaeumannomyces tritici R3-111a-1
Lineage: Eukaryota; Fungi; Ascomycota; Sordariomycetes; Magnaporthales; Magnaporthaceae
Exons: 1
Coding region: 191-1924 (577 amino acids)
Biological process (GO): carbohydrate metabolic process
Molecular function (GO): hydrolase activity, hydrolyzing O-glycosyl compounds
Source: RefSeq, a predicted model, not a curated record